GUCACUCACGUGAUCCAAUGUUCAACCAGUCACGUGCUGCUCGUGAUACAUCCGGAAACGUCAAUCAUCGGAUUGAACACGGUGAAGUUCCGUAGUAUAGUGAAUUAAUGUAGAAUAUUUUAUUUAAUGCCAUGGCGUCGCGAGCUAUCACGUGGAUGAUAACCAUCUCAUUGGCUGUUGCUCACAUAAACCCUGUAGAGAGUGAUUAUAGGCCUAAAGUUCAGUCUCCUCAGAAGAUCCUUUUGGAUGAAAUCCUUGAUAGAUAUGGAGAAACAUCCAUUCGACCAGUCAUCAAUCAAUCUCAUCCGGUCAUCUUAAACCUGAGGGUAUACUUCAACCGGAUAGUGUCCUUUAAUCAAGGAGACCAGGAAUUAAAAGUUAUCAUCGAUGUAAAGAUGUAUUGGCGAGAUGAAUACUUUACGUGGGAUCCAGCAGAACACGAUGGCGUUGAUUUUCUCUUCGUGCCGACGGACAAGAUUUGGACUUUCGAUCUAACCCUUUAUUCAUCAGCCAGCAAAUCACUGGUUGAGAUGGAUCAUCACGUGGCCAAAGUAACAUCAGACGGUAUGGUAAAAUGGUAUAGUUCGGCUGUCCUGCAUUCAACCUGUUUGGUGCGCCCUCAGUAUUUUCCUUUCGACAAGCAAUACUGUAAAGUGAUCUUAGCUUCUUGGGCUUACGACACUAGCUUGGUAACCAUCAAGGAUUCAUCGCUAGAAGGUCCUAUUUUACUUCAACGUUUCAUGUCAAAUGGCGUGUGGGACCUGCCGAGUACCGAAAAGGAAAACGUACUAAAGAACUGGGGAUGCUGCACCAACCCAUAUUCAGAGAUACAUUAUCUACUAAUUUUCAAGCGCCAGCCUGCAUACUACGUAAUCACCCUAAUCAUACCUGGUAGUGUUUUGUCCAUGGUCUCCCUUCUCGUCUUCUUUAUGCCUCCGGAUUCCGAGGAGAAAGUGGCCCUAGCUUCUAGCAACCUCCUGGCCAUGCUACUGUUUCAGGAACUCGUGUCGACCUCGAUGCCUCCGAUAGGCGAUCAGUUCCCACUCAUAGGAUCCUUUUUCGUCGCUUCGAUCGUUGUCAGCACAUUUUCCAUCUUGGCAUCUCUUUUCAUCAUGUACCUGCACAACAAAGACAACCGACCAGUCCCCAUGUGGCUUCAGAAGCUCACCAAGCUCACCGGUUCUCAGCACCCCAAACCGGUUCAAUCCAGACCUACCUGGGUAAAUCGGCGCCUCUCCGGUCUUAUCUGCACCAUUUCUAAGGCGGUUUACCCCAUUGGACAUCGUCAGGAAACUUUUCUUGGAGAAAGUGCGGACGUCGGCGAUCGCCAGAAGCCGCUGAAGAAUGAGAAUACUGACAACAGAAGUUCUCGCCAACUGGAAACGAAGGGUGAGAUCGUUGCCCAGUGGAAAGAGGUGGCCAAGAAAGUGAACCGGGCAACAGCAUUUCUCUUGACCAUCUUAGUCGUGCUAUCAGCACUGGUGAUAAUAUUCAAGUACAUCGUUCAAGAGGAAGAAGACUUCUUAGACAGGAUCUAGCUGAAGUAUGGCGCCCUCAUCAGUUAUUUCGCAAAAUAUCAUGGUAUAUGUGUUACAAAGGGUAGCAGAACUGGUAUCCUAGUGAGCAUCAAUGAGAUGUUCGGAAUGUUGCAUCCUCAGACCCUGUGUAGAUUAGGUCUUGAGAUGCCAUUCAGAGUGCUCAUUAAAGGACAAGUCCAAUCCCCAAAAAGUUGAUUUGAAUAAAAAGAGACAAAUCUAACGAGCAUAAUAUUGAAAAUUUCAUCAAAAUCGGAUAUAAAAUAAGAAAGUUAUGACACUUUGGAGUUUCGCUUAUUUUUCACAAAAUAGUUAUAUGCACAAUUUAGUCAAAUGCAAAUGACAGAAUCGAUGAUGUCCCUCACUCACUAUUUCUUUUGUAUUUUAUUGUUAAAAUUAAACAAUAUUUCAAUUUUUACAGAUUUGACAACAAGGACCAACUUGACUGAAACAUAAAAUGUUAAAUAAUGGUAAUUCCACAUGUUCAGGGAGAAAUAAAACUUUGUUUCACAGGACAAUGAUGAGAAAACUAGAAUAUUUCAUAUAAUAAAAUACAAAAGAAAUAGUGAGUGAUGUCAUCAGUUCCCUCAUUUGUAUACCGACCGGGAUGUGCAUUUAACUGUUUUGUGAAAUUAAGCGAAAUUUAAAAAUGUCAUAACUUUCUUAUUUUAAAUCCAAUUUUGAUGAAAUUUUCAGUGUUCUGCUUGUUGGCUUUUUCUCUUUUUAUUCAAAUCAACUUUUUGUUGGGGUGAACUUGUCCAUUACUGUUUUAUGGUAAAUUUUGCCAUAUUUUAAUCUAAGCAGAUUUUGAAAUGUCAGAACAUAAAAUUCUAGGUAUUCUAGGUGAAACAUUGAAAAUGGUGAUUUAUCCCUGAUUUGAGUAAAUAUUCUGCUAAGGAACAAAUAAGGCGAAAAAUAACUUCAGCCAUCAUUUCAAAUGACCAGGCAGUGCAUUUGUCACAUGAUUUCAGAUAUUCUAGGGUCACGAAAGCGAUUUCACUCUUAAUAAUGUAGUGCAGAAAAAGGAAGUGCCCCACCACUUGAGUGAUUUACAUUUACAAAAUGGAGCCUGGGUGGCAGACGCACUAAAAUGUUGAUUAUUUUUAUCUACUAUCUCAUUUUGAUUGUCUUCAGUUGUUAUUUUGAAUUCUGAUGUUUGUUUUUCUUCAAUUUUAAUUUUGCAGUUUGCUAGAACAAUAGUUUUGAUUAAACACACUUCAUGUAUGAAGAUUAGUGAUAUGGAACGGUUGCUUUUUUUAAUUGUAUGGUACAAGAAUACUAUGAGCUGUAAACUGAGUCAGACACAUUAAUUUGCUUUCAUUCCUUUAAAGAAGUAAUUUGCUUUAUAGUUUCCUUGGCUAUUCUACUGCUGUUUGCACGAUCAAACCAUAUUUGUUCUACAUAAGAAAAUUAUAUAUGUAUCUACAGUGAACAGUGAACACCAUGAAAUAUUUUAGUAAUAAAGACAAGUAGUGCAAAUAUACUUUGUUUCCACAGAGUGUUUUUAAUGUCAGGUUUAAGAUGGAUGAAUGUUUUCAUAUCAAAAUACAAUUCAUUGUUUAUUCAUGACCACUUAAAUGUAUGUUCUGUAUUAUCAAGAAUGUUCUAUUCAUUGGUCUAUGGUACAAUUAUCAAUAAAUUAGAG
Lytechinus pictus (painted urchin) is the source of this 3180-nucleotide messenger RNA. Its product is annotated as neuronal acetylcholine receptor subunit alpha-10-like. The transcript has 8 exons. Gene Ontology annotation, molecular function: excitatory extracellular ligand-gated monoatomic ion channel activity; transmembrane signaling receptor activity; transmitter-gated monoatomic ion channel activity involved in regulation of postsynaptic membrane potential. NCBI's taxonomy places the organism in Eukaryota, Metazoa, Echinodermata, Echinoidea, Temnopleuroida, Toxopneustidae. Bases 132 to 1538 code for a protein of 468 amino acids. Gene Ontology annotation, biological process: nervous system process; chemical synaptic transmission; regulation of membrane potential. The record is from RefSeq and is a predicted model, not a curated record. Gene Ontology annotation, cellular component: synapse; neuron projection; plasma membrane.